Ziziphus jujuba (common jujube) is the source of this 1988-nucleotide messenger RNA. Its product is annotated as U-box domain-containing protein 4. Gene Ontology annotation, cellular component: cytoplasm; nucleus. The transcript has 2 exons. Gene Ontology annotation, molecular function: protein binding. The coding region runs from base 137 to 1516 and encodes 459 amino acids. NCBI's taxonomy places the organism in Eukaryota, Viridiplantae, Streptophyta, Magnoliopsida, Rosales, Rhamnaceae. The record is from RefSeq and is a predicted model, not a curated record.
UCAUCAUCAAUCUCUCUCUCUCUCUUGCUUUACUUUCACCAUGAAAUUUACUUAGAACCAGAAAAAGAAAUACAAAAUUAAGAAAAUUUUCGAAUAUUUUGAAACCUUUGAGCUCUGAGUCCGGCUCAUUUCAGCAAUGGUUUCGCUGGAGGAUUCACAUACCGGUUCGAAUCGGUUCCCGUUGGGCCGGAACUACUAUACGACGUCGUCUGUUUCGUCGUCCAAAAUUCACAGACAUAGCGGUCGCUCUAUGCGAACCAUACGCUCCAGCAUCUUCCAGGACGACAACAAUAGCUGCUCCUUCGCCGGUUCGGCCCCCAGGGUUUCCGGUUGCGUGUCGGAGAACUUAACCGAUUCGGUUGUCGACAUGAGGCUCGGCGAGCUAGCCACUCGCGCCAACAAAGCCGCUGUCUCUUCUUCGCCCACCGACGACUUUCUCGACCUUUCGCAGGCCUUCAGUGAUUUCUCAGCCUGCAGCAGCGACAUCUCCGGCGAGUUGCAGAGGCUCGCCUGCUUGCCGUCAGCGGAAAACGCGCCUAAGAACGAGUCCGAUGAGAACACGCCUGAACCCGAACCCUGCAUGGGGUUUCUGCAAAGAGAGACCUUCUCGACGGAGAUAAUCGAGAGCAUAUCGCCUGAAGAUCUCCAACCGACGGUCAAGAUCUGUGUCGACAGUCUCCAAUCACCAUCUGUUGCGGUGAAGCGAUCCGCUGCGGCGAAGCUCAGACUGUUAGCGAAGAACCGGGCCGAUAACCGUGUUCUGAUUGGGGAGUCCGGUGCGGUCCCUUCUCUGAUUCCUCUGCUCCGUUGCAGCGAUCCCUGGACGCAAGAGCACGCCGUAACUGCCCUAUUGAAUCUCUCUCUCCACGAGGUGAACAAGGUUCUGAUUACAAAUGCCGGAGCGAUAAAGUCGCUGGUCUAUGUCCUCAAGACCGGCACUGAGACUUCGAAGCAGAACGCGGCCUGUGCGCUUCUCAGCCUGGCUUUAGUGGAGGAAAACAAGAGCUCCAUUGGAGCUUGCGGAGCUAUUCCGCCUUUGGUUUCUUUACUGCUGAAUGGAUCCACUAGGGGUAAGAAAGACGCUUUGACAACUCUUUACAAGCUCUGCUCCAUAAAUCCGAACAAGGAGAGGGCAGUGAGUGCUGGUGCAGUGAAGCCCCUUGUGACUUUGGUUGCAGAGCAAGGGACGGGGCUGGCAGAGAAGGCAAUGGUGAUUCUGAGCAGCUUGGCUGCUAUCGAGGAAGGUAAAGAUGCGAUUGUAGAAGAAGGUGGGAUUGCGGCUCUUGUGGAAGCCAUUGAAGAUGGGUCUGUGAAAGGGAAAGAGUUCGCGGUGUUGACGCUGCUUCAGCUUUGUGCUGAUAGUGUGAGGAACAGAGGAUUGCUGGUUAGGGAAGGUGGUAUUCCUCCUUUGGUUGCUCUUUCUCAGACUGGUAGUGUUCGAGCCAAGCACAAGGCUGAGACCCUUCUUGGGUACUUGAGAGAAUCCAGACAAGAAGCAUCGUCAUCAAGUCCGUGAAAGAGAAGAGAGAGGUAAAACGUUACCAUUUAGAUGAGGAAAAACUAUACUAUGUAGUUGGUUGUGAUGUAUAUAAGGAGUGCUUCAGUGGUUUGUACAGUGUCGUUGAGAGAGAAACUAGGAAGGAUGAUUGUAGAAUGGGAUUAAAAACUAGAGGAAUUGCUAGUGAGUAUUUAUAAAAAAAAAAAAAAAAAAGAAAAAAAAAAGAAGCUGACUUCUAGAUGUAUUGAUUUUUAAUUAGGUUUUGGGUAUUAUUUUUUUCCUUUUUCCAUUGACUUUUGUUGUCAAUUUUCCUUUUUCCUAGAGCUGGAAUACCUGUUUGCCUUGUGGGUUUUUGGGUUGAUGGAAAUUUGGGUUCUUGUGUUUUGUUUCGGGUGACCCAAAUUUUUUGUUGGAAGGUUUACCGAUCAUCUGGUUAUUACACAUUGAUGAUUAAUAUAUGUAUAUUAGAUAGGGUGUGAAUUGUUUGGAA